Molecule: messenger RNA, 615 nt
Organism: Drosophila obscura
Lineage: Eukaryota; Metazoa; Arthropoda; Insecta; Diptera; Drosophilidae
Exons: 2
Coding region: 16-615 (199 amino acids)
Source: RefSeq, a predicted model, not a curated record
UAGAUUAAAAACAAGAUGCGUGAACUGCCCAUCCGAAGCUGCGUUUACUCUCUAGUGCUGCUGCUGCUGCUGCUCUCGGUGCUUUGCCCCAUGACGGGGGCAUGGCGUUCUUUCAAGGUGAUCCUCACGAGCGUCGAGUUCGAGGCGAAUGCCAAAAUUGUCGACCUCAAAGUGCAGCUGCAUAAUGACUCCGGCGACUCGAGAAUCAGCGUGGACGUCACCACACACGCGGACCUCACGGAUGUCCAGCUGCUGCUCAAUGUGGGCCUAGAGACGGAAAAGCCGGGCAACUUCUCGACUCUGAUCAACCGCACCGUAAACUUCUGCAAGAUGAUGAAGCAGCGUAGCUGGGAUCCCCUGGUGCGGGUCAUUUACGACGAUCUGGUGAAGCACGGCAAUAUUUUCAAGGAGUGCCCCAUCCGGAGCGGCACCUACAGCCUCCACAACUACAAGGUGGACGAAGAGAUGCUGCCCAGCUUCCUUCCCGAAGCGAAUUUCAAGCUGGUACUCUUCAUCCUCAGGCCCAAGAACGAGAUGCUCUCGCGGACCACCAUCUACGGCCGCAUCGACAAGUCCAAGGGAUUCGACAAUCUCAAGAGGUUCAGCCUAGGCUGA